Messenger RNA from Tachysurus vachellii, 4630 nucleotides. RefSeq names its product Rho guanine nucleotide exchange factor (GEF) 19 (gene arhgef19). The record is from RefSeq and is a predicted model, not a curated record. NCBI's taxonomy places the organism in Eukaryota, Metazoa, Chordata, Actinopteri, Siluriformes, Bagridae. The transcript is spliced from 16 exons. Gene Ontology annotation, molecular function: guanyl-nucleotide exchange factor activity; protein binding. Gene Ontology annotation, biological process: regulation of actin cytoskeleton organization; activation of GTPase activity. The coding region runs from base 578 to 3505 and encodes 975 amino acids.
CGCACAUGCACACACACACACACACACACACACACACACACACACACACACACACACACAUACUCUUAGACUAGGAAGAUUCUCCCCAAACACAACGACAACUCACUCCUCUCUCCCUCUGACUGAGAGAAAGGGAAUCCAGAAACACUGGACUCAAGGACUAAUCUUCUUCCUUCCUGAAUUGUUUUUGGUUUUCGAGAGGGAGAGAGGGAGCUUGGAGCAAAACGAGGGAAGAAACCUGGAAGAAGGCUUUGCAUUUUAACUAGAUUGAACAGGCAGCAGUUGUGUUUUUCAUGUUUUAUAGCUUUGCAUGUGUGCUACUGAGUUGCAGAGCAGAGGUUGAGAAUUUUGAACGGAGGAUCUUGACUCGCUUCCAGCGUCUGUUGCGUGUGUAUAGAGGACAGUAGUAGUGUGUGGCAAAGGAGGGAAAAACGACCAAACUGAGAACACAAGGCAGUCAUGGACACCACUUUGCUUCAACUGGAUACUUCAAUGUGCUGGAUUUGCAGGCUGUCGGUGGCCAAAGUCCAUUCCGGGAGUUACUGACGGCUUUCAGCUCCCAUGUGCUAUCUAAGCCAUGCUCCCUGGCUAUGGAUUCUCUCCUCUCCCUGACUUUCAGCCUCACCUCCACACGUUCUGUUGCAGAGGGGAGAGCUCUGCCAUGUGGAUCCCUGGUUCACCAGAGUCCCAGGCUCUAAACAACUCUCAGGAGAACAGGCCGCUCCUGUGCCAGCACAUUGCUGUGUGUCAACAGGAGACCCUGGCUUUCAUUGACCUUCCGCAGCCUAAAACAAAUGGCUUUUGUUCCUCAUCACCAUUGGGAAGAUGCAGUUCCUCACCAUGCUUCUCUGGCUCACCUCAUAAAGGAUCUUCCUCAAACUUCUGCCAAAAUGGAGAGACACAUGCAAGCAUAGACCAUAUAAACCUUAGCCAGGAUAGACAUGAUGUGGAAGAUGUUCAGGAUGACAUCAGUGCACCCUGUGUGGACACACUUAAGACAGACUCUGAAAAGAUCUUACCGCAGUGUACUACCAAAGAUCUGUUCCUUCCCCUGUCACCAAUGUUUGUGUCCAGGAACAGGGAUUCUGUGGACUUUCAGCAGCCCAGCUCUCCCUGCUCUUCAGCAAGCUCAGAGAAACAGAGCCAUGAUCAGUUUUGUCUACAGAGACGAACAUCACAGGGGUCUUCAAAGGAGAAGUCUAUACGGCGGAAGAUGAGGGUGUACUCACCUGACAGUGUAAGUGAUGACUCUCUAAAUAGUCCAGUGCUCGAAUGUGACUACCUUUUCCCUGGAUCGUUUGAGUCCUUCAUAGAGGGCGAGUUGGGAUUAGUGGGCUCCACUGUGCCCACAUCCCAGAGCUCCAGCUCUCUGUUAGAUUUAGAUGAAGACCUCCCUCUACCAUCCACUGCUACCCCAUCACCACUGGCUUCAGAUACCCUGGCCGAGGAUGCAACACUGGGGGAUAUGGCAAGUGAGGGAGGGAUAGAAGAAGUGGACUUAGGGGAUGGUGGGUCUCUACAAGGGUCAUCCCUUUUAGGUGGGUGCUCCCUGUCUCAUGUGCAAUCCCACCCCAUGCCCCUACCCCGAUCCCGAUCCUCAGACCAUGAACGCAGACGAUUCUCAGCCUCGGAACUCAUAUCACGCCUACAGCUUUCACAGAGAAAAAACUCUUUCACCCUAAGGCUGGGAAAGUCGCUGUCUGCCCGUGUGGCCUCCCGGGAUCGUCACCAAUCUGCAAACUCUGGAUCAGACUACAAACCUAACACUAGGCAGCGCCUUUCCGUGAGCUCAAGUGACAGCACACCACACAGCCCAGUGGGAUUUGCACCACCACUGCCCUCUGCUGACAGCACUCUGCCACAUUACAGAAGGAGCUCCAAGCUCAGUUGUUUUUUUCAUUCUCAUCUGCACAGUAUGAGAAAAGAUUCAAUCGAUGAGGAUGCAGACACCCCACUUCGAAGUACCAAACGUUUGUCACGCUUUCUGCCUAGUUUGGUCCUGUAUCAGGAGUACAGUGAUGUGGCAAUUAAUCGUGAGAUCCAGAGGCAACAGGGAGCUGAGCCUGGAAUGGAAGAUGACCGGGCUGGAGACAGUGCAUCCCCCAGCAAUCUCUCUCCAUCCAGCUCCUUUCGUUCAUCACGGGGUUCUGCCUUCUCCCUCUGGCAGGACAUUCCUGAUGUGCGCAGCAGUGGACAGCUGGACAAUUUCAGCAAUGAGGAGCGCAAACUGCAAGAGGCUAAGUUUGAGCUGGUGACAAGUGAAGCUUCUUACAUACGCAGCUUGACCAUAGCAGUUGACCACUUCAUGAUGUCUUCAGAGCUAAAUGAGUGCUUGGGGGCUCAAGAGAAACAGUGGCUUUUUUCCAAAUUGCCUGAUGUCAAGGAUGUCAGUGAGAAAUUUUUACAGGAUCUUGAGCACCGAUUAGAAGCAGACAUCUUGCGCUUUGAUGUGUGUGACAUUGUCCUGGACCACUGCCCGGCAUUACGGAGGGUCUACCUUCCUUACGUUACUAACCAGGCCUACCAGGAGCAGACGUACCAACGACUUCUACAAGAGAAUCCUCGCUUCCCUGGAAUCCUUGCCCGUUUGGAAGAGGACCCAAUAUGCCAGCGUCUCCCUCUUACAUCAUUCCUCAUUCUGCCAUUUCAAAGGAUCACACGGCUCAAAAUGCUGGUCGAGAACAUUCUAAAGAGAACAAUGCCUGGUUCACGAGACGAAGACACGGCCACCAAGGCGUUUAAUGAACUGAAAAAGAUUAUAAAAGAAUGUAACUCCAGUGUGCAAUCCAUGAAGAGGAUGGAGGAGCUAAUUCAUCUCAACAAGAGAAUACACUUUGAGGGAAAGAUUUUCCCUCUCAUCUCUCAGUCUCGUUGGUUAGUAAAACAUGGUGAGCUGCUAGAAGUGGACACGCAAACUAUGAGCAUAUCCGGAUCAAAAUUGAAACUGCCUACGCGGCCAGUGUACCUGCACCUAUUUAAUGACUGCCUCCUAUUGUCCCGAAGAAAAGACACAUGGAAAUUCAUGGUGUUUGUGCAUGCUAAGAUUGCCGAGCUGAAGGUGAAGGACUUGAGUCAGAAGCUUCAGGGCAUCUCAGGCUUUAUAUUCCUUCUGCAGCUGUGUGAAGGCCAGCAGCUCAAAUAUCAGAUCCUGCUAAAGUCACAAACAGAGAGUGGCAAACAGCGAUGGAUCACAGCUAUGAUUCCUCCUGAUCCAACUGUAGCACACACUAGUGAAAAUGAGGAUCUAUCUCAGGUUCAGUGCAUUAAGAGCUACCAGGCCCAGGAACACGAUGAACUCACACUAGAGAAGGCGGAUAUCCUUCAAGCUAAAACGAUUACAAGUGAUGGAUGGGUGGAGGGGGUCCGGUUGUCUGACGGUGAAAGGGGCUGGUUCCCCAAAACGUAUGUGGAGGAAAUUACGAGUCGCAGUGCUCGUCUUCGAAACCUUCGUGAAAAUAUUCGCAUUAAGUGUGUCACCCAGAAACUAGAGGGUGAGCCUCACUGAGGGGCUGUAAUAUAGUGCAUCCUUUUAUUUAAAUCCUUGAUUUAUGUUUUUAAAGAUAAAAAAAGACAAGUGGGUGUCCACAAUAAGCUUUGAUUUCCACAAUGGUAGGCACAUAUUUGCAAUAAUUUAGUUGCACAUUGAAAAUUUUAACAGUAUCAACUUUAACGUUUCCUUCUUGUACUUUGUUGCUAUUAGCAUUUGUAGAUAUGUAGCAUUUUUUUUAAGGAAUGGUUUGGGGAAAUAAAAUUUAUUUGCUUCCACUUCCAUACACCUCAACUGUACAUGUAGCUAAGCGAACAAAAAAGUUUGGUGUUAAAUUCCGCUUUUUCCAUUCUGCCCGGGAGCCAUGAGGCUAAAUUAGCAUUCACAUUCACCUCAGAUGACAUUCUUUGGCUUUUGUGAUCCAACUGGUACAUAGAUAAAGAUCUCAUAAAGUAGCAGAAUAUGCAUACAUUUAUAUAUUUGAAAUCUAUAAACCAAAUCAAAUGAUUUCCAAUUGGUGGCACUAGAGUUUUCAGUGUUGGAGUGUUUUAUUUUCCCAGAUAACCGCUACCCUAUCAGGAACCAUAUAAUAAAGUGUAUUUGAGGUCACCUCACAAAAAAACAUGCUCUGUACUAUUUGAUUCUUGAACCAUUUCUUUAAAUGCACAUGCACACAAUAAAUACAUAGAGUGCUGUCAUCACACAGUUAUCAUUAGAACAAAUAAAGGCUUAUUUAUUGAGCUUGAGGAUUUAAUACAAUCCAAGUAUUUGAAUUUUAUACAAAUGUGUCCAACGGUGCCUCAGAAUAAUACUGGAAUAUUAAAUAACCACCUCAUGCCAAAGUUACCGAACAUUACCGAGUUUUGCUUUCUUAUUGAACUUUUGAAACCAAAUGUAUAAUUUGCUGUUGCAAAUGAUUUGUCUGUUGUUUUUGUCCCCUUCUACUUUUAACCAUUAUUUAUGACGGUAAGCCUUUCAACAGGCAGGUGUUUAUGUGGAUAUUUUUGUAAUUUCUGUUUUGGAGGAAAGACACUAAAUAAUUAUGCUGAGCAUGGACUAUAAAGAGCAUUAGAUAGCUAUUCCUGUCUCUUGCAUCUCUGUAAAUGUUUCAUCCCUAAAAUAAAUGCAACUAUCACUAACAAA